Molecule: messenger RNA, 7691 nt
Organism: Pelodiscus sinensis (Chinese soft-shelled turtle)
Lineage: Eukaryota; Metazoa; Chordata; Testudines; Trionychidae
Source: RefSeq, a predicted model, not a curated record
CCUAGGGGCGGGGGCAGGGCUCCGAGCCUGGCAGGGAGGGUGGCGCGGAAGGAAGGCGCUGGGGCGGGAGGCUGGCGCCUCAGCGGGGCCGGGCCGGGUCUCUGGCCAGCAGUCCCGACUGCAGCGGCGGCGCGGCAGGCAGGGCCCGGGUGGUGGCGCUGCGCGGAGGCCUAGAGCUCGCGAGCUCGCCCAGGCUCCGCUAGAGAGGGCCCCUAAGCUGGGAGUCGAGCCAUGUCCAAGGCCUGAGGGGCAGCGAGUGCCGCGGGCCCCUGCCGCCCGCACCGUAAGCGCCCACCCCGAGCGGCCGGGGGAGAAAGGAGGCGGCCGGGGGAGGCCGGGCCGCUCCCCAGGAAGAUGAGGCGGAGGCCCGGGGAGCGGAGCAGGUUGAGCGGCGGCUCCUUCCUCGCAGCCGCCAGGACAAGAUGGCCGGGGCGGCGGCAGGCAGCUCACCCCGGGCUGGGAGGCCCCUUCCCGUGACUCUCCUGGCCAUGCCCAGGGCGGCAGCGGCGGCUCCGACACUAGCGCUGCCCGACCUGUGAAGGUAUGGCCUCACAAGUCUUGGUCUAUCCACCAUAUGUUUAUCAAACCCAGUCAAGUGCCUUUUGUAGUGUGAAGAAACUCAAAGUAGAGCCAAGCAGUUGUGUGUACCACGAAAGAAUCUACCCACGGAUUUAUGUGACUGGUAAAAACUUUGGAAUUGCUCAUUCUCCCAGCAGGAUUAGUACUUGUUUUCAGACUAAGAACCGAUUUGACAGACCUCGAGGACAGAACUUUUUGUUGCAGACCAGUGCUGUUGCUUUAAAAAAUACUGUAGGUGCUACAAAUGUAUUAGCAGCGCUGGCACAACAACCUCAAGUUGAGGCACCUCAGACUGGUACACAGGGAACCAGGUUAGAUUUACUGGAUGGAUCCCAGCGAUGUGGAUUGAAACGUAAGAGUGAAGAGUUGAAUAAUCAAAACGCGAUGCAGAUCGUUGAUGAACUGUCUGUAUUACCUGCAAUGUUGCAAGCAAAUAUGGGAAAUCCAGUGACGGUUGUGACAACUACUGCAACUUCAAAACAAAGUAGUACCAGUGGAGAUGGAGAUUAUCAGUUAGUACAGCAUGAGGUGUUAUGUUCAGUGAAAAAUACUUAUGAGGUGCUGGAUUUCCUUGGGCGAGGGACCUUUGGACAAGUAGUAAAAUGUUGGACAAGAGGGACAAAUGAGAUUGUUGCAAUCAAAAUUCUGAAGAAUCAUCCUUCUUAUGCACGCCAAGGGCAAAUAGAAGUGAGCAUAUUAGCAAGACUAAGUACUGAAAAUGCUGAUGAGUUUAAUUUUGUGAGAGCGUAUGAAUGCUUUCAGCAUCAUAACCAUACUUGCUUGGUAUUUGAGAUGUUGGAACAGAAUUUAUAUGACUUUCUGAAGCAAAACAAAUUCAGCCCUCUACAGCUAAAAGUAAUACGGCCUAUUCUGCAACAGGUGGCCACUGCACUGAAAAAACUAAAAAGUCUUGGUUUAAUCCAUGCUGACCUCAAACCAGAGAACAUUAUGUUGGUGGAUCCUGUCCGGCAGCCAUACCGGGUUAAAGUAAUAGACUUUGGGUCUGCCAGCCAUGUAUCAAAGACUGUUUGUUCAACCUAUUUGCAGUCUCGGUAUUACAGAGCACCGGAGAUUAUAUUGGGGUUACCGUUUUGUGAAGCCAUAGACAUGUGGUCUCUGGGAUGUGUGAUUGCAGAGCUGUUCCUUGGGUGGCCGCUGUAUCCAGGCGCGCUGGAAUACGACCAGAUUCGUUACAUUUCACAGACUCAAGGUUUGCCUGGAGAGCAGUUGUUGAAUAUGGGAACAAAAACUGCAAGAUUUUUCUGUAGAGAAACAGAUGUACCAUAUUCUGGUUGGAGGUUAAAGACACUAGAAGAGCAUGAGACAGAGACAGGAAUGAAGUCUAAAGAGGCCAGAAAGUAUAUUUUCAACAGUUUGGAUGAUGUAGUGCAUGUGAACAUGGUGAUGGAUUUGGAAGGAAGUGACCUAUUGGCAGAGAAGGCAGAUAGAAAAGAAUUUGUGAGUCUGUUGAAGAAAAUGUUGCUGAUUGAUGCUGAUUUAAGAAUUACUCCAGCUGAGACACUGAACCAUCCGUUUGUUACCAUGAAGCAUCUCCUAGAUUUUCCACAUAGCAACCAAGUGAAGUCUUGUUUUCAUAUCAUGGAUGUCUGCAAAUACAGAUCUAACUCGUAUGACAUAAGUAAUUGCAAUAAAACACCGUUUAUGAGACCAGUUGCCUCAGGUAGUGCUGCUAAUUUGACUGCAAACUUCACCAAAAUUGGCACAGUGAGGAGUCAGGCAUUAACUGCAUCUGCCCAUUCAGUUUUACAUCAUGGAAUACCACUGCAGGCAGGAACUGCUCAGUUUGGUUGUAAUGAUGCUUUUCAACAGGCACUGAUUAUAUGCCCCCCACCCAUCCAAGGAAUUCCUACAAACCAUUGUAAGCCUACUGGUUACUCACUGAGGAUAGAUAAUACGGUUCCAUUGGUGACACAAGCCCCUGCCAUACAGCCACUACAGAUCCGAGCAGGAAUCUUUUCUCAGCCAUGGUCUAAUCGAACUCAGCAAAUAUUGGUUCCUGCUUGGCAACAAGUAACACCUGUGGCGGCUCCUACUUCAACACUAGCCUCUGAUGCUGUGGCUGGUCCACAGAGAUUUGGAGACUGGGGGAAAAUGAUUCCUCAUGGCAGCCAUUACAAUACAGUGAUGCCACAGCCUCUCUUAACCAAUCAAAUAACUUUGUCUGCCACUCAGCCGAUUAGUGUGGGCAUUGCACAUGUAGUCUGGCCACAGCCUGCAGCUACCAAGAGAAAUAAACUGUGCCAGAACAGGAGUAAUGUGUUACAAAAUACCAAUAUCCAAAAUUCAGCAUUUAUAUCUCCAAAGAUAAUUAAUCUGAAGGCUGUCAGGAGAGUAAAUUGUAUAGAAGCACAGGACAAUCAUAAUUCAGGAGGACAGCAAAGGAAUUGUUGCAAAACAUCUGUCAGGCAGGAUCUUGAUUCAUCUGUUUCAAACAAACAGCGCCAGGCUAUCGUCAUUGCAGAGUCCCCAAGUCCUGCAGUCAGCGUGAUCACCAUCAGUAGUGACACAGAUGAAGACGACGCAGGACAAAGGCAUUCACUAAAAAAAUGUAAAGGUAACCUAGAUUGUGAAGCUUGCCAGAGCACUAUGAAUAUUGACCAAGUGUGUUCAUUAAGCAGCCCUGACAGCACUUUGAGCACCAGUUCCUCUGGCCAGUCUAGUCCAUCUCCUUGCAAGAGACCCAACAGCAUGUCAGAUGAUGAACAAGAGAGUGAUUGUGAUACUGUGGAUGGUUCCCCAACUUCAGACUCCUCAGGACAUGGCAGUCCAUUUGUAGAAAGCAGUUUUGAAGACAACCACAAUCAAAAUACAGAAACCAGAAACUCAGUUAACCCUGAAACCAAACCUGUGGUCUGCGCUGUUGUGGUGCCACCAAUGAGAGUAGAAAACAGAUUAAAUGUAGAUGAGCACAUGGCAAAUACAGAUGAUGCAUGCCAGCCACUGAUAAAAGGACGAUCUGUCCCUGGAAAAAUAAACCAGCUGCCUGCUAUGGGUAACCGUCAGCAAAAAAUGACAUCCGCAUUCCAUCAGCAACCUGUACAUUUCAGCCAGGUUCAGCACUUUGGAUCUGGGCCUCAGGAGUGGAAUGGAAACUACAGUCAUCGAAGACAGCAGACAUACAUUCCAGCUGGUGUUGCCAGUCAUCCAUUCUCCCUUCCACAGGGAAGUCCAAAUCACACUACGCUGCAUGCACAUUUAGCUGGAAGCACGCACCUUGGAGGACAGCCUGCUAUUCUUCCAUAUCCAUCAUCUGCACCCCUAAGUACUGCGGCACCUGUAGCCCACCUCUUAGCUUCAUCAUGUACCUCAAGACCUAUAUUACAGCAUCCAACCUACAACAUCUCUCAUCACAGUGGUAUAGUUCAAGUCCCGGUGGGCAUAAAUCCCCGGCUUUUACCUUCCCCAACCAUUCAUCAGACUCAAUACAAACCUAUUUUCCCGCCACAUUCUUACAUUGCAGCAUCACCAGCUUACACAGGAUUUCCCCUGAGUCCAACCAAACUCAGCCAGUAUCCAUUUAUGUGAGAACUCAAGUACAGUAUGUAGAGGAAGCUCAAUGAUGCAACCAUUUGAUUUGAGAAGAAACAUGGUCUUGAAUAAAUAUUAGCCAUGGCACAACAAGAGAAUUAUUUUUUGAGUCAUGUAGACUUGGGUGCAAUUUCAACAACUUUGAGCUUUAAAUAACAAAACAAAACUCACUUUUAAUGUGUUUUGCACAUUUGGUAUAACUUGUAUCUUUGGUCAUGUUUAUCUUCUUAUAUAGUAACUCCAGACAGGUGACUUACUGGAGCAGAAAUCCAGUUUUGCUCCUGCUAUUUUUUAUAAAAUUGCCUUCUAACUAGUGCAAGACACAUCUACAUUUGGGAAGCCAUUCAGUGCACAGAUUUAGAACAACAGAUGCACAUAUGUCAGCAGUACAGUGUACAAGUAAAAUGUUUGUAUUAUGUAUCUCGAUGUUUAAAUGUUCAGUCACUUAUCUAAAAAGUUGAGCUGUUCUUCACAUUGCAUGUGUCUUUUGCAUGGGCAAAGAAGAGUUGCCUAGACAUUGCUCUUAAAUGUUGUUGUCCUAAUAAUCUCAGCUGCAUUGUAAACCGUUCCCACACAUAGUGCCUUAAAUAUUUGAGGUUGUUAAUGUUAUUAGUUAUAUAUACAUGUUUGAGGACUGCAGCACUUAAAAUUUAGAUCUCUGAUUUUUGAUAGAGUAACGCUCAUUUGGAGUUUUGUGUGGUAUGAUUUUAGUAUUGGUGUUUUUCCUUGUCAAAGGGGCAGCAUGUUUGCUGUAGCUGAAUUUUGCUAUCUGAUUUUUUCAGAAUGAUCUAGCUUCAACUGAAGAAUUUAGUAGUGCUUAAGAAAAGUUGAUUCAGUAGCUUUUAGUGACAAACACGAGACAGUAUUUUAUACUGUUAAAUGGAACUGAAAUACAAUCUAAGUAAUAUAUUUUCAAAGUGUUUAUGUCUAAUUGGAUUUAAUAACAUGUUUAAGGGUGCAGUAGGCAUGACUUUGACUAGAUUAUGAAAGAAAAAGCAAAAUGCUCAUUGAUUCAUGAUGUGAUUUCAUCUUUGCUUGAGCAAACCAUGCAGUAUUUAAUAAGUAGUAACAGAAUAUUUAUUAUUGAAGCUUGAAAAGAUGUGAGUUCUUUGUGUGCAGUUUUUCAUUUAUGCACGGGAGAGAUAUUAGCCUUUUUCAUUAUAGUAUUUGUUUUAGCUUGCUGGGGUGUUUGCUUAUUUAAUACAUUCCGUCAGGGACGUAAAUUACAUGCUUUUUGGGGUUUUUUUCUAGAAAGUUUGUCUUUUUUGUUUUGUUUUUGUUCAAAUGAAGUUGUUUUUGCAGCACCAAAGACUUAAUCAUCCAUUUCCUAUAAAAGGUAGCUACUUUUUUCAUAGACCUCAAGUAUACUGUAGUGUAGAGAUGGGAUUUAAAGAAGGUAUUAAAGAGGCUGUGUGUUAGCUUAUGGGCAAGUAAUAAAUUGUAUCAUUUAUCUUGAAUGUAUCAUAGAUAAGCUGCUAUAUCAUGAUUGCCACUUCAGAUAGCUGUGAAAUUAGGUGAUUAAGUAGUUCUUUCUUAGCCUUCUAAUUUCCGUAUAAGUCUAAUUACAUGAAAUAGAAGUGGGUUUUUUAAAUUUUUAUUUUGCUUUUAUGUUUGGAGUGUUGUAACUACUAUAAUGUGUAAAUGAUGGAAAUUAAUUGAAUAUGUUAUUUUGGGGUGUUUGCACCAGUAUUUUAUCUCCAUUUACUUUGGGCUCAUCACUGCAUAUAAGUGGAUGUAUGUAUGUAACUUAAUUUUUUUAUGUUUUAAUAUUGGCAUUGUGUAGACAUUUAAGAAUCUGUAUCUUGCAGGCUUGACUUAACUUUUUUUUAAACAAAAUAUUCUGGAAUAUAAUAUUUGCAGCAUUGACUGGAAUAAGAGUGCUAAGCAUUUAUGUUUAACUCUGUCAAUAAGCUAAUAACUGGUAGACUUUUUCUUUACUCCAUUAACAUAAGCAGUGUUUUAUUUAAUGAAUGUCCAAAUGAAAUAACUGUGCCUAUAUUUGAUAUUUUUUGAAUAACAAAAACUGAAAUACAACAGUGUUACAUCAUAAACCAAUACCAGCAGUACAUUUUUAAUCACACUGAAAAAGAAAUUAAUUUUCCCACAAGAUUCAGUGUUUUUAGUAAUCAACUCUAUGCAUUUUGUACAAAUAUAAAUGUAUAUAUACAGUAUACAUUAGAAACUAGGAGUAGCCUGAUUCAUUUGAAAUCUUUUCAGCACAUAUAUAAAGUCUAAAUAUAUGGAGUCAAGAAAAUACUCAAGUAAAUUCAUCUUAUAAACACUUCAGACGUGUAUUAUCUGUUCUAGCAGAUUCCUAUCCUCUGUUAAUACCUUGGUGUUGGGAAUGAGUUCUCUUGGUGUUAUCUUAUUGCAGGCAAUGGACAUACCAAGAACCACCAGCACAAAAGGAUUAAUUGACUUUUGUAUUGUAACAACAAUUACUGUGUUCUCUUUAUUUGGGGCCAUGGGAAUCUCCAUUACUCUAAUGUAUUUACUAUACUCGUUACUGUACGUAGGAUGUAAAGCUAAUAUACUUGUUAAAUUGACACGUUUUCCUGUAGGUCACAAGAUUAUCCUAUAAAUUCACAAGAAAAAUGUAACUGUAAGUGUGCCCCAAAUUAAACCUGCUGCUGUUUAUAUUUUGUAACAAUAGAAAUGAGUUUGAAUUUCAAAGAACAAAAUGUUUAGGAUUCUGCCACAACCUAAAUUCUGAAUAAUGAAUGAUUCUGGUAUUGAUCCUGCAAUGAGCUCCAUGAAAGUGGACUCCUGCACCCAUGUGGAGUCAAGUUGACUUCAGUGAGACUUUACACAGAUGCCAACGGUCCAUCUGUGUAGAACUGCUUUCAGGAUUGGCACCUAAAUCUGUGGAAACAGUCAUCUCUCAUCAGUGAAGUGCAUACACAUCAGAUAGUUUUAAUGCCUUUUUUAAAUAAAACACUGCAGGACUACAGAAGUGCAUAUUUGCAUAUUAUUUUAAUUUGCAAAUUAUUUUAUAUGAAUUUAUUAUAUUCAGUUUUUAACUGUAAUUCAGGGUGUUUUAGUAAUCAGAUAUUCUACUGUAUUAACUAAUUCUUUUGAUUUAAAUUUUUAAAUGUUUCUGCAUUUGUAAUUUUAACUUGGUUUGUGUUAAGUAAAAGUUAACUCACACUGCAAGCUGUAGGAUGAUUGUUCUAAAAAUACCCAAGGAUAUAGACUUGAUUAUUAUGUUUGAAUUGUUAUUGUCUAACAAUUUGUAGACUUUGACUUUUUUUUGGUUUGGGUUUUUUGUUUUUGUUUUUGUUUGUUUGUUUUGCUUUUUGGUUUCUAUGCUACACUAGUUUGCCAUGUAGCAAUUGCACUGUGCAAUAUUACAAUACGAGGACUGGGAAAAAUUUUUAUGGAUGUAAUGUCUCUUACAGUUUGCGAUAGUAUUUCUCUCUAGUUCUCAGUGAUUUAAAUGUGACCAAGCCUUCUGUACUUUGUCACACAAAGCGGGUUUUCAAGGUGACUAUUUUGGUGAGUGUCAAAAUAAGAAUUUAUGGUGUAUUACUGUUGAGAUUCACUUUGAAUUAAAAUAUAUAUUG